CUUAUGGAGGGCCGCUCAAGUAAAUAGAUAAGAGAAAGGUUCUUAAAUAAUUUGGAUCCUGAAAUAAACAGAGAAAAAUUCACUAUAUAAGAAGAUCAAAUCAUUUUAGAACAAUAUCGAAUAUAUGGUCCUAAGUGGAGCGAAAUUGCAAAAAUGUUAAAUCGAAGACCAGUACAGUGAGGACCUAUCAUUAGGAAAAUUAAGUGAAGAAUCGAUUUUACUCUUAUAUAAAGAGAGUUCAUAUGUUAGAUGAAAGAUCAGAUGAUGAUGAAGAUGAUCGAUCAAUGGAAUCAGAGCCAGAGCAGCCACAAAAAUUAGUUCCAAAGUCUAAAUUGAAUGUGUCUUAGCCCAUCUACCAACCCUUAGAUACAAUUUAGAGUUUGAAAGAGGAACAUGAUAAUACUAAAAACGAUUCAUUGUUAAUAAAUUAGACACCAUCUCAUCGUAUCUAACCAUCGAUUAAUUUGAUAUAAGGUCGUUCUAUCAUAUAUUUCUAGAUUCAUUUGAUUCUAAGUAAUUUGGAGGGAUUGAGGAAUAAGAUGUUUCCCCCUUUAAUUAACAUCGAAAGAUAUUGGAAUAUAGUCCUAUUAAUUUUUAGUAUGCCCAUCAUUAACCCAAUUUUGACAUGAUCUAAGAAGACAUAAAGGAAUUAAAAUGCUAAAUAGAAAGUAUUAAUAUAGAACAUCCUAUUUGA
This is a messenger RNA of Paramecium octaurelia, 694 nucleotides long. The record is from the annotation of a GenBank genome assembly. Lineage: Eukaryota; Ciliophora; Oligohymenophorea; Peniculida; Parameciidae.